UGUGAAAAACAGGCUGCGCUGCCAACAUUGUUCGACUACAAAAGAAAACAAAAAAACAGAGUGGACACAUUCACUUACUGACCACCUUUGGGUUUUAUGUUCGACGAUUUUUAUUAUUUCUCUUACAAGAAAAUAACUGGGGAUAAUGUUUUUCCGUUUCAUUCUUUUGGUUGUUUCUUUGAUGAGUUUCCUGUGCAGCUUCCUCGUGUCCAGUUGUGAUGAAAACUGUGCAGAUAAACCCGUAUUCACUCCAUCCAGACUGGUAGUGAAGUUUGGUGACCCAGCCUCUGCCAGCUGCUCUGUGUGUCAGCAUGCUUGCCUCGGCAACAAAUUUGAAGUGGAAAGCCCUGUGGGAGACUCGACAAAAAAUGGAACCACGGUUUCAUGGAGGGUUGACAGACUGACUGAAUGGCGCAUAUCUCCCAUUUGCUAUUAUAAUGAUAAUACUACUAAUGACAACUGUUGUACCUACCUGCCUGUUACUGUCUACCAGCCUCCUGAUAAUGUGUCCAUCAGCUUUGUUGAUCUCACUGGGCCGAUGUUUGAGGGUCACCAGUACACUCUGCAGUGUACAGUACAGCAUGUGGCUCCUGUUCAAAACCUCACAGUGACCUUCUACAGAGGACAGACAGCACUGGGUCAACGACUGUCCAACAAUCCAGUGAAUAAACCAGUGACUGAGAUCUUCACUCUGAACAUCACCACGAGUAAAGAAGAUGAUGGAGCCCAGUUCUGGUGUGAUGCAAAGCUAGAACUGGGACCAGAAGAACCACAGCUCCCUCCAGUGGUGAUGUCACAAAACAUCACCGCCAUCGUCCUCUAUAAGCCUCAGCUGGCGUCAUCACAUCCAGAUCCAAUCACCGUCACAGAAGGAAAGCCUCUACAGCUGAGCUGCUCGGCUGAGGGAAACCCCACUCCCUCGUACACCUGGAUGCUCCCAUCAGCUCACCUUUCACCCCUCGAUGGCAGCGUUCUCACCAUCAACUCUGUAACUUCUUCAGAUGAAGGACAGUAUAUCUGUUCUGUCAGCAACAGCGUGGGGACUGUCACUGUGAAGUUCAACGUGGUUGUCCAACAUGAAAACUGUGCAGAUAAACCCGUAUUCACUCCAUCCAGACUGGUAGUGAAGUUUGGUGACCCAGCCUCUGCCAGCUGCUCUGUGUGUCAGCAUGCUUGCCUCGGCAACUUAUUUGAUGUGGAAAGCCCUGUGGGAGACAAGACAACAAAUGGAACCACGGUUUCAUGGAGGGUUGACAGACUGACUGAAUGGCGCAUAUCUCCCAUUUGCUAUUAUAAUAAUGAUACUACUAAUGACCAGUGUUGUACCAAACUGCCUAUUACUGUCUACCAGCCUCCUGAUAAUGUGUCCAUCAGCUUUGUUGAUCUCACUGGGCCGAUGUUUGAGGGUCACCAGUACACUCUGCAGUGUACAGUACAGGAUGUGGCUCCUGUUCAAAACCUCACAGUGACCUUCUACAGAGGACAGACAGCACUGGGUCAACGACUGUCCAACAAUAACACAGAGAAGAAACCAGUGACUGAGAUCUUCACUCUGAACAUCACCACGAGUAAAGAAGAUGAUGGAGCCCAGUUCUGGUGUGAUGCAAAGCUAGAACUGGGACCAGAAGAACCACAGCUCCCUCCAGUGGUGAUGUCACAAUACAUCACCGCCAUUGUGUACUAUGGGCCUCAUCUAGUGGGGUCAUUACAUCCAGAUCCAAUCACCAUACCGGAAGGAGACCCUCUACAUCUGAAUUGCUCGGCUGUGGGAAACCCCAGCCCCUCGUACACCUGGAAACUCCCAUCAAACAACCCAUCCACCUCCAAGAGCAGCGUUCUCAACAUCAACUCUGUAACUUCUGCGGAUAAAGGGCUGUACACCUGUUCUGUCGGAAACUACCUAGGGGGUGUCACUGUGAAGUUUGACGUGGAUGUAAAAGGAAACAACACGGUAGUCAUUAUAGGUGUGAUAGUAGCAGUUGUUGUUCUGGCUGUCAUCUUGGGCCCGAUUGGAUACUUCUUUCAAACGGGAAAGCUCCGUUUGCCCUCACGACACUCUUCCGUGCCCACUGCAGAGUAAAGUCUACGGGAAGGUAUGAAAAUGUGUAUGGUAGGGGUGUGACAAAAUAUCAUGCCACGAAAUAUCGCACUAUAAAAACUUGAUGAUAUGCAUCGUCAAGAUGAAAAACUGGAUCGUGAUAUCAGAGUAUAAUAGGUACUACGUACAUAUGGGGCUCCGGGGCUGAAGCUGCAGCAUCUCAGGGUACAACUCAUGCUCAGUAAAAUCUGGUCUGCCCUCGCCGAAAUUGAACCAAACAAUUGUAACGCACAGCCGCAGCUUCUCUGUCUGAGCUCCAGACACAUCAAAACACACACACAGCGCAGUCAGUGAACAGCUAUCGUAUCGUAUCGUGAGCUGAGUGAAUCGUCACACCCCUAGUAUAUGGACAUUUGUUACUGUGAUGGAAUUUUCUAUUAAUUAAUUAUUUAAAUUUGAAUUAUUAGUUAAGUUAUAAAAGGUAUCACUUACAGGUGGCAGAAAGGCUCCCCAAACCCUCGGACGAGCCAAUUCACUCUUUUCAAAGUUGGUGAUAAAAAAAAAUACUAAUUAAGUCCUUGGACAAGGUGCUCUCUGUUUGUCUCCCUGGUGGAAAGGCCCAUAAUAGGUGCUGUUGGUGACCAAAAUAGCGGUGAAGGUCAAGGGCAGAGCGGAAUGGGUCCAUGCUACAAGGUGCAGAGCAGCACCUCCUGCUACUGGAGAGGGCAAGCAGGGACGUGGCAAGUGACAGGAUGGUCACUCCUUCUCCUCUCACUGCUGAGUGGGUUCGGUCAAGGGACCGAGCAAACUAAUCCAAGGAAAUCGGAGCAUGAGGGCUCUCAUGUUCCAGGUGCCGAGCUGAGCCUUGAGCUCGGUAGAACAACAAGCAACCCAGUGAUUGCAACCAUUGUGAGGAGGGUUGAGCCACCACCCAACACUUUGUUACACACCGGUGUGGUGGACAAAAAGUGAGAAAAAGACUGAAGGAUUUGGGGAGGGGGUGUCCGAGCUGCAUUGAUGGUGUCCGAAAGGAGGGUGAAAUUGCAUCCUGCUUCCGGGUAAAGAAAAAGAAAAAAAAUGAUUUAUGAUUUGUGAAUUACUUCUUUACUUCAAUUUUGUUCCAUGUAUUUCUUAUUCUAUUAUCUAUCUUGUUUCCUUGUAUAAGAAGGAAGAUUAACUUUAUAUUAAGUUUAAAAUUUAGCGUGUGAUGUCAUUUAAUCAAGUGUGUUUGGUUAUAUUUGAAACGUAAUCAGGUGAAUCAUCCUAUAUCACCCUGAAGAUAAUUAAUUAAUUAAUAAUUUGGACGGACGGGACAAUAUGGGUUUUCCCCUCUUUUGUCAUCUGAGGUUUUACCUUUGUCCUGUCCAGAUAGAGUAGUUAGCACAUCUGGUCUUUUUGCUCCAUCUCCUGUAAAACCGAGGCGGAGUUUUUGGCCAUUUGUCAGUAGAUGCAUGUGACCUGCGACCUCUGUCAAAGAGCUCUCUAAACCUUUACAGGGUUUUGGGAGGUCUACAGGUAAUUUUCCUUGGGAGGUCUUAAUUGGCUUGAAGACGGAACUCAUAGGUCAGUGCUAGAGGUUAAGGGUGAGUUUUUUAAUAAUCAUAUGUGACUGUUUUUGGAUUUUGACUGUUUAAAUUAGUCAUUACUGCGUGAAGUGGAUCAACCCUGACAAUGCUCUGGUGCUCAAUUGUUAAAUUAAUAGGUCACACUGGGGGGUAAUUAGUGUUGAUCUGUCGAUCAAAAAGGAGGGGUUGUGAUGGAAUUUUCUAUGAAUUCCUCUCUUCUUGGUCGGGAGGUCAGAGUGUUUGUCAGAGUGUCCCUCUGUUGACAUUAUUGGGUUGGAGUCCUGUCUAGGGGAGCCGCCGUUAUCUGUACCAGUCGCUGGGGCAACCAGGGUCAGAGAUGCCAGAGGAACGGAGUAUGUCAAAACAUGAUAAGGGUAAGACACUGAGCACCAGGGAGGAAGGGCAGAGUUGUGAGGCCUUCACGCAGAGAGCACCUCAAUGUGGAGACCUGACAAUUGCUCCUUGAUCAAGCUUCAAUAAACCUUCUAUGUAAGACAUCAACAGCUCCGGGGCCUCUUCCUUCCUAUAAGUUAACUUGUGUAUCAGAAAUUCCAUCACAGGAUGCUUAAGACACACUAUAUACUGUAGAGCAUAUGGGAAACACAAUAGUCAACACCAGACAGUUUUGGACACAAGGAGAAAUGGGUCAUUCCCGUUAUGCAGCGACAUUUCAGCCACAUGACUUUUGAAUACGAUAGGAAAAGAAAAAAGUAAAUAAAUAAAAUACUCCUGUAGUGUAUUAAUCAUGUUAAAGGAAAGCUCUCACAUGAUGGCAUUUUAACACCUAAAUAUUGAUACUCUUGUGGUUACAUUUCAACAGCAGCACAUAAUGUUAUAUGUCAUUACAGUUGGCAGCUGUGUCCUUAGGUUUUCCUCCUUUUCACACCUUUGUGAGUGAAGUCAGCAUCUUGACAGAUCAGUUGAGUAAACAGCCACCGAGCCAUCUGGUUUUAUGAGUGUAACACAACUGCAGACUGAAUGAGAAGCUGCCAAGAUCUGAUUCUGAGACACUGGCUUACACCUCUGACAUAUAAAACUCAUACAUCUAAAAAAAAAAAUCAUCCAAAUGUCCUAUUUUAUUUGAAUAUGGUCUAGCAUGCCGUCACAUGCAGUUACCAUUUA
Messenger RNA from Sebastes umbrosus (honeycomb rockfish), 4725 nucleotides. RefSeq names its product vascular cell adhesion protein 1-like. Gene Ontology annotation, biological process: cell-cell adhesion. Lineage: Eukaryota; Metazoa; Chordata; Actinopteri; Perciformes; Sebastidae. The record is from RefSeq and is a predicted model, not a curated record. The transcript has 9 exons. Gene Ontology annotation, cellular component: membrane. Gene Ontology annotation, molecular function: integrin binding. The coding region runs from base 146 to 2080 and encodes 644 amino acids.